CAUACCUGCAUAAAGCUUGGAAGCUGCACUUUCCAACUCAUUUUGAAAACAAAUGUUGUCCCGCUUGGUUGUCCCUCUAACUCUCUCGGCAGAGCACGCAGCACGCCCACAAACAAACACAGCGCGCUGGCUUGAAAGAUCAUUUAAUUUUCGUUCUCAGGAAUAAGUUGGAAUUAUGACCUAUUUAACCUCACGAGACCACCGUGAUCUGAUGCUGCUUUAUUCAGAACGUGACGCAUGUUAUACGUGUUAUUUAUUGAAGUUUGGAAAGAGUUAACUAAGACUGCGAUUAUUUUGGGCAAAAUAUAUAUAAAAGUUCUUAAAAUUUCAGAUCAAAACUCAGCCGAGCUGGACAUCCUGAGGUUACAGUCAACUUUUUGAAGAAUAAACGAAGAGGCCAGGAGAAGCCUGAUGCUAAUGUGAAAAAGCCCAGGAAGGCAGAAGUUAAUUUCUGUCCAAGCAUGCCCAGUGGUGAAAAAAUAGAGAGUAUGGAGGCAAAAAGAGUGGCUUUACUGACAGAAGUAAAAAAGAAGAAAAAAGAUGCAGCAUACUUUUUCAAGGAGGCAGGAGGUUCUUCAGGAGCCAGCAAUUGCAGAGUUUGUAGACAGAUGGCCAGCACUUUUUGACAUCUGUGAGAUCAACUUUGAAUUUAUGCGACUGACAACUGUACCUCUGACCUCAAAAUUCCUUGGAGAACUGGACUGUCACUCUGGCAAACUGAUAGAGAUUUUUAAUGCCAAAGGUGGUGCUGCAGGAAGAAAGAUCAGCGCCAUAAUGGCCCAGAUGAAUAAUAAUGAAGAUGUCAAUGUGAGGCGAGAUUGUGUGAUGAGCUGUCUGAGCAUCUACCUCAAUGAAGACCUGGACACACUUGUUAAAGAAUAUGUGGACAUUGAAUCCAGAGAGGCAGAGGAAGACAUGGCAGGAAAAACCAUGGGCAUCUACAAAGUACAAUCAGAGGAUCAUGGUCAAGGUGAUAGACGCUUCACUGAUGUCCGUGUUGUGCUGGAAGGUGUGGAGGUUCUCCACAAACUGAAGAGUGUCACUCAUGCAUGCGUUAUGUUAUAUGGCCUGAUCUACGCGCUCAAUUUGAACUACCCUAAAAGCCUGAAGUGUACAUUUGAGGUGUACCAAAAAAUCCUGAUGGACCUGGACUCAACCAAGCUUUCCCCGAAAGUACAGACACUGGACUGAAAAUGGAUCUCGGAGUACAGUUUUAUUUUUUAUUUAUUUAUUUUUUUGGGUGUCCAAGCAGUCAUGUGAUGUUCGAGUGUGGCUGUGUAAGUGGGUUCAUAUGGAUGGUUUCCUAAAUGUUGGCUGAUGUUAACUUGGCUCAAUCCAGAGUUUUGUAUCAAAGACAAAUAUAAAUAA
Molecule: messenger RNA, 1368 nt
Organism: Danio aesculapii
Lineage: Eukaryota; Metazoa; Chordata; Actinopteri; Cypriniformes; Danionidae
Exons: 5
Coding region: 541-1191 (216 amino acids)
Source: RefSeq, a predicted model, not a curated record